CUUGCGUUUUCCUCUCGUUGGCGCCAUUUUGAUUUCUCGUUGAAGUAGUAUCAUAAUGCGCCCAUUUGGAGAUUCAAAGGCUGAUCAGGAUAAAAAGCUGUUUGUUGGUGGACUUAAUCCUAAAACUGAUGAGAAUUCUCUGAAAAGUUAUUAUGAACAAUGGGGUGAAAUAAUCGACGUAGUAGUCAUGAAAGAUCCUAGGUCCCAGAAAUCUAGGGGCUUCGGUUUCGUAACCUAUAAAGAUGCGUCGUCUGUUGAUGCUGCACAAAACAAUCGCCCUCACUCGUUAGAUGGAAAGGAAGUAGACUCAAAACGGGCUAUGCCCCGAGAAGAAACCAGUCCUGAGGUACACGCCGCAGUGAGGAAAAUUUUUGUAGGUGCCCUGAGAAAAGACGUUACCAGUGAGGACCUGAAUGAUUAUUUCUCUCAGUAUGGAAAUGUGACUGAUGCUCAAAUAGUAAUGGCAAAAGAUACAAAUACUUCUCGAGGGUUCGCAUUCGUAACAUUUGAUGAUACAGAUGCAGUUGAUAAGGUGAUUUUAGGCCGCCCGCACACUAUUAAAGAUUCGAAGGCGGAUGUUCGCAAGGCACUUAGCAGAGAAGAAAUGAACAAGAUGAGGUCUAAGCCUGCACCAGCAAGAGCUGAAUAUAAUGGCGAUGGCUGGAAUGACCAAACAAAUGGAGGUUUUCAACAACAGUCUUGGGAUCAGGGUUAUAACCAACCAAGCAGACAGCAACAGCCAUAUGCCUACAAUGGUGCGGGCUAUGGUUAUGGUGGUUAUGAGUCAAGUUCAUCUGUGGGAGCUUGGCCUAAUACGGCCGAUGGCUUCGGCAACUAUCAGCAACAAUCCUACGGUGGAGGUCCUAUGAGGACAACGCCUACAGCUCCUUCGUACUCGCGUCCCGCCCCAUAUACUGGCAAUGGUUGGCAACAACGCUAAGUAACGUCACUGUGAAACCGAACGCCUAGUGCAUUUUGACUACCUUUUAUCACUUGCUGUAUAAAUAUACGAAUCGCUUAUUUUGAUAUUGCUUUGUACUGGCAGCUGUUUGUGACUAGUUUUUGAGGAUCUGGUUGGGUUGCACUUGGAUAAAGAUGAAAUGUGGCAUGUUUCCGUGUGUACACGCAGAUUCUUCAACCUCCAGUUUUCAACGCGAAGUGGAUACUGCAGUUAUGUCGCAAAAGAAUGGAGAGUGCUGUGACAAGAAGGCUUCAACACAGCUGAAUGUGGUCAGUAAACAAGGAAGGGUUCGAAUCGUCAAUAACUGGCUCAAUGUGGAAUGAUCCAGUCGGAACUUCGCACAGGUGAUAUGGGAAGAACGUGUGCUUCACGGUUGCAGUGAAUUUCCACCAGAUGCUCCUGGUUUGUAUAGGGUUUAUUAAUAAAUAAAAGUGAUUCGUUUAAUUCCGAAAGGAAAAAGGGUUUUUAUAACAGUAAUCUUGCAUAUGGAGGUCUGUAACUGUCGAAACCAAAGUGUUACUUUGUAUUGUGCUUAUAAUCAGCUGUACGUUAACUGUAGAUUCGGUUGUAUUGUGGAUGUAGUGUACUACUAUGAAAUCCAAUAUCCUGUACACUGCAUAUCAAGUUACAUUCCACCAUCACUGCAUGCACAUUUAAUAAUCGUGUCGCCGUGAUAAGGUUGUUCAACAGGAGGGUUUGCGUUUGAGUGUAUGGUAAGCUUUUCGACGAAGUAAUGCGAUAUUUCUGUUAUCACCGUUUUUGUAUCUUGCCCAUGCUGAAAUCACUCCUGAAUGGUUAUUGGAUGGAGGAUGGUAGUAAUUUCCGUUCGUUGACUAAUCUACAGCUAAAUAAGUUAAACUGUCUUUUGGGUUUCUCACCUUGAAAGGAAAAUGAACUAGAAACCAGCACUAAGUCAUUAUUUAGGACACUAUGCGUCAGAAUAAAAUCAUUUACUCCUAAUAAGUCAUAGUAAAGAGGGAUUAACAUUUUUCAUCCUGCUCUCAUAAGGAAUAAACAAGGUCAGUCGCUUUGUGCUUGCUAAUUUCACUGGUCUUAAUACGUUUGUUUGUUUCUUGAAUGUUAGACUAACAGUCUGCACUGAGUGUCUGAAAUGACUUAUGUACAAUGGACACAGUAUUGUAGCAAAAGCAUUUAGCAUCUAUGCAAGUGAAUGGUUGAGUCCUGCUUAGCGCUGAUCUAUCCACUAAACAGAUGAAUUAACUGUUGAUUACUUAAGGGGUUGAUACCCAGACUUCAAAUCUAUUAAGUGUAAUGGAUUGUCUUUAUUGUGGUAAAGGUAAACUAAGAACUAUUCUUAGUAGAAAAUAUUUAUGCUGGCUCUCCGGUCGCCGGUUUCUAUUCAUAACACUCCGCUAAGUGCCACCCUUCACAUUCCCUCCUGCAGGCAAACUCUAAACUGUUUCUACAUAAGAUUGACUAGAUUUAACAUAGAAGACAGGUGUGCAGCAGUUCGAGUUGCCACACUCCAUGUGGUACACAAAGCAGGAGAAGAGAGUAAGGUGAGACUCGAAACAGACUUCUUGAGAGGAGUUUUUCUGUCACUGGCCUUUCGCCUGUUACCUGCCUAGUAGGCUUGUCAGACUGACACCCGGGGAUGGGUACGUAAUACUCUUCUACCAACAAACCAUGCGUUUCUAC
This is a messenger RNA of Trichobilharzia szidati, 2620 nucleotides long. The record is from the annotation of a GenBank genome assembly. Lineage: Eukaryota; Metazoa; Platyhelminthes; Trematoda; Strigeidida; Schistosomatidae.